GCGGCUGCUGCGGCCGCGGCUGGUCGAAAGCUGCGGUUGCGGUGGAGGAGGAGUGGUCGCCCGUCAUCGCAGCCUUCAGCGAAGCACCUCUUCGUGCUUACAAUUCGAACAUUGCGUCAUAUAUUUGUUGUUUCUUUAAAAGCGGCUGUGAUCGCAGGAUGGAGUUGAUGUUAAACGUCUUGGAUAUUGUUUGCUGAUAAAGAGUCAGCAGCACAAUGGCUCUCCUCGGGCGUCCACUUCUGCUUGUUCCCAAGAGCCUCCGCUAUAUUUCUCCUUUGACGUGCCGCCUGCACAUAUAUGCUCCUUGUGCUUCGCCAACAGGGGUGAAGACUAAAAUAACUUAUCCCAGUAAAGCAACUGUGACUCCUAUAUUUCGAAAUGCCCCCCUGUUUGCGGAAAGGACAGCCUUGCGGGAUUGUCAUGGCUUUUACACAUACAUGGGACUGUUCCUCAGCAGCCGUCAACUUGCAAAUCAGAUCACAGAGCUGCUGAAAGGGAAGGAACAGGAGAGGGUUGCUUUCUUGUGUCCUAAUGAUGCGUCUUAUGUCAUUACUCAGUGGGCCUGUUGGAUGAGUGGGCAAAUUGUUAUUCCUUUAAGUCCCCUGCAUCCUGAAGCAUCACUUCAGUAUUUCAUCACAGACAGUGAUGCAUCGCUGCUUCUUACAACAAAUGAAUUUGCCCCAAAACUUGAAGGCAUAGCUCAAAGUUCUGGACGCCGCCUUCUAGUGAUUGAUGAUGCCUUAAGAACUUUAGCAAUGAAACCAGAAAUCAAGGUGGAUCCAAGCCAAGUAGAUUAUAUUCAACCUUCUGGACCUGUCACUGAUGAUAUAAAUGCUGGUCUUGAGGAUGAUUUCUAUGCAGACAGCUCUGCUAUGAUCAUCUACACAUCAGGAACUACAAGUAACCCAAAAGGUGUUGUUCUGAGCUAUCGUAAUUUAGAAGCACAAGUGCAGUCUCUUGUGGAAGCUUGGAAUAUCACUAGUAAAGAUAAUGUUCUACACACCUUACCCCUUCAUCAUAUCCACGGCAUUGUCAAUGGAAUGAUGUGCCCCCUUACGGUUGGUGGAAGAUGCACCAUGUUGCCCCAAUUUUCAUCCUCCAAGGUGUGGGCACAGUUGCUGGCCAUUCGGAUGAAAGCCGCAGACAGAGUAAAUGUAUUUAUGGGAGUUCCUACAAGUUACGUCAAACUUAUUGAAGAGUAUGAGCUAAUAUUCAGCAACAAUGAAAAAAUGCGAGAAUACAUUCAGAAAAUUUUAUCUGAAAAAAUUAGACUGAUGACCUCUGGGUCAGCCCCUUUACCAACACCAAUUUUUGAACGAUGGGAAAAGCUUUCUGGACAUCGGCUUUUAGAGAGAUUUGGUAUGAGCGAAGUUGGCAUGGCUCUCUCCAACCCAUUGAAUCCUUCCUCAGAUAGAAGACCAGGCUUUGUAGGAACACCUUUACCAGGAACUAAAGUGCGCAUAGUGAGAACUGAAAAGGGAGAACAAAAUCCCAAUGAAGUGAAAGAGGAAGUAUUGUGCGAGGGAGAUCAAAAUGGCACCAAAGUUCUUGUGAAUGAUGGUGAGCCAACAAUUGGUCAGUUACACGUCAAGGGGCCAAAUGUAUUUGAAGGGUAUUGGAGGAAACCAGAAACAACUGCCAAGGAAUUUGCUGCAGACAAUUGGUUUAAGACAGGAGACACUGCACAGUUUGUAGAUGGUUCUUACAAAAUAUUAGGAAGAACAUCUGUGGACAUUCUCAAAACUGGUGGUUACAAAGUGAGUGCUGUUGAGGUAGAAACAGCUCUCCUUGGCCAUCCUGACAUUAUUGAUUGCUCUGUUGUAGGACUCCCCGAUGCCACCUGGGGGCAAAAGGUAGCUGCUGUGGUGGUCACAAGGCCUGGAGCUGAAAUACUUUUAUCUCAAGUAAGAGAAUGGAGCAGGGAUAAAUUACCUCCUUAUGCUAUUCCAACAGUGUUAAGGGUACUUGAUAAAAUUCCACGAAAUAACUUAGGUAAAGUAAACAAAGUUAAUAUGGUGAAAGAAGUUUUCCCAGUUUCCGAUAGCAAACCUCUGAAAAAGUAACUACUCUCUGCAAAUUUUUUUCAAACUGAAAUUGAAAAGUUAGGGCCUGCCCUCCACACUAUUAAGCUAUCUCAAUAUUUCACCUUAGGAAGUAUUUCUCCCUGUUCAUUCCUUUGUUAGAUUCAACCUGCUAGUAUCU
Messenger RNA from Thrips palmi, 2202 nucleotides. Its product is annotated as malonate--CoA ligase ACSF3, mitochondrial-like. Gene Ontology annotation, molecular function: medium-chain fatty acid-CoA ligase activity. Gene Ontology annotation, biological process: fatty acid metabolic process. The record is from RefSeq and is a predicted model, not a curated record. Lineage: Eukaryota; Metazoa; Arthropoda; Insecta; Thysanoptera; Thripidae. The transcript has 10 exons. Bases 216 to 2063 code for a protein of 615 amino acids.